Messenger RNA from Gigantopelta aegis, 1071 nucleotides. Its product is annotated as acidic mammalian chitinase-like. The coding region runs from base 1 to 1071 and encodes 356 amino acids. The record is from RefSeq and is a predicted model, not a curated record. Gene Ontology annotation, biological process: carbohydrate metabolic process; chitin catabolic process. Gene Ontology annotation, molecular function: chitin binding; chitinase activity. Gene Ontology annotation, cellular component: extracellular region. The transcript has 7 exons. NCBI's taxonomy places the organism in Eukaryota, Metazoa, Mollusca, Gastropoda, Neomphalida, Peltospiridae.
AUGUCCGAGUUCAUGUUUUUGUCGAGUAAAUAUUAUCGACGCGUUUGUUACUUUGCAAAUUGGGCAAGAUGGCGGCGGGGGAUAGGGAAGCACACGCCAGCAGACGUGGACCCUUUUCUCUGCACACACAUCAUCUUCGCCUUCGCCAAGUUCCGGUCGGACGGACGGAUUCUCCCACAGGAACCUGGACCAGACGAACAAGAGUACGGUUAUAGAGCAUUAGCGAAUUUGAAACAACAAAACAGAAAUCUCAGGUUGCUGCUGGCAUUUGGUGGGUGGAAUUUUGGAAGUCGGAAAUUUUCUAAUAUGGCUGCCAGCUCCCGCGCGAGAGCGAGGUUCGUCCACAGUGCGGUUCUGUUUUUACGAAAAUACGGCUUUGAUGGACUCGACAUUGACUGGGAAUACCCUGCUAUACGAGGAGGAAGAUCAGCAGACAAACAAAACUUAGUUGUCCUGUGCAGGGAACUUAUUGCUGCAUUUGCAUCUGACGCUGCCCGUGGAGGAAGUGAACGUCUGCUCCUGAUAGCUGCUGUUCCAGCCAGUCCGCAGAAAGCUUCCAUAGGUUAUGACGUACCUGCCUUGAGCAAAUACCUGGACUUCAUCAACUUGAUGACGUAUAACUUCCAUGGUAGCUGGGAACGGAAGACAGGGUUUAACAGUCCUUUGUAUUCCUCAGUCAGUGAUGCUAAUCGCAUUCUCAAUAUGGACGCAGCUGCAAGAUGGUGGCACAAAGCCGGGAUGCCUAAGAAUAAAAUAACAAUCGGGAUGGCCACUUACGGAAGAACUUUCACCCUGAGUAACCAACGUGAUAACGGAGUAGGGGCCUCAGCGUUCAAUGGACCAGCGGGUCUCGUGACUCGUCAAAAGGGCUUCUGGUCAUACUACGAGAUAUGUCAAGAAAUUCAACGAGGCGGGGGCAGGGUGGUGCUUGAUAACAUCCAAAAGGUACCCUAUUACGUAAAGGGACCAUUGUGGAUCAGUUACGACAACGAGUGGAGUCUUCGGAUAAAGGUAAACGAUGCCACUUCCAAAGCUCAUCUGAUCAAAUGUAACAAAGCUUGUAACAUCUAG